AGGUCAAGUGUCUGGAAGCGCGGAGUACGAUGCUCCGCCUGCUGACCUUGCUCUGCCCCAUUCGGAGGCAAAAACUGGGCCUCAGGAAGUACAUUGCUGGUGGAAGUUAUAAAAAUGAACAUGGACCGUCCUAUUACCUUAUCCCAGAGAUACCUAGCGAAUCUUAUGUCACACAAAACCUUUUGGAGCCGCUAAAUAUUUCAAAGUAGAUUGGCUUGCUUAUAUAUAUUUUUUGCCAACAGUUUAGAGGAUUUAAAACCUGACAGAGUGUUCGGGGGAGUUUUCAAAACUUAUCAUGAACUACCAGGUUUCCCUGUCGAAGUUAUCAGACAACAUCCAAAGAGGCAGUCUUCCAAAGAAUGACUCCAUCAUCAUAUUUGCCCUUGAACAAGCAUCUUUUCCUGUCGAACAAGCUUUCUGCAACUUAACUUGCCUCACCAACAUAAAAGAAGAUUUUGUUUGGACUUUAGUGGUAUCUCGCCUCUAUCAGAAAUUGAAAACUGCCAGACGUGAAUAUUUUUGCCGUGAUUCCUCUAUAUAUGAUGCACUCCUGACACUCAAACGAACCAACUCUAAUUUAGAUGAGUUUGAAAAAGGCCUUCUGGACGCAUGGAUCUAUGACUGUUGGAUAAUGGGUACUGAUUUAUUACUUCCCAAUAAUAAAUGUGGGGAGGUGACUUCACUCUCAGAAUCGAAAAAUGAUGCACAUGGAGUAAGCACUACUACAGUUUCUUCAAGUACUAUCCCGCGACAUUCUUCGAAGUCUUUGGAAGCUAUACAUGAUGCAUAUACAGAUAUAGAGAAAGAAGAGAUGCAGUUUCAAGUGAUGGUUGGGACUACAGCUGUAGUAUCAUCGCCUCAUGUUUCACGUUCGGAACGUACUGGUCGUAUAGAAACACCGUCACAUUCAGAUCUUCUCACUGGUAGACUAGAUAUAAAAGUCGCUGAAUCAGAUUUGGCUCCAUCAGCACCAUACUGGUUGCCAGCAGUUCUGGUGGCACAGAAAAUGGUGGACACAUAGCUGGUAUGCAUAUCAAAUUGUCUUCGAAUGAAAUAGUCAGUGCUUUCUUGAGACACUGUAGUACUAGUGAGGUUCGUCGGACUGUAUGGGAAUAUUGGGUUCGACUUGCAAGUGGUCAAUAUUUCGGUCCAUCAACGGGUUUACAUGCAUCUAAUGAUAACCGUAUACAACUUAUUCGUUAUUUACGAAGAUCUCUGGCAAAACACCUUGGUUGUAACGAUUGGUUGUCUGUUAUCUGGCGUUCUCCUAAUAUGUGUUCUCCAACAUCUCCUGAUAGACUUAUUUCUGAUGUUCUUGAACCUUUUAGAACUUUAUUGAAACCUGCUGGGGAACAAGAUUUUAAAGUAUUGAGAGAAUGGGCAAAUACAAAUUUAGACCUAUCUGGCAAAACUCUAGAAGCUUGGGAUGUUGAUUAUGCAUUGGAGCAAUAUAAUUAUGCAGCUGACUAUGCAGAAUUGGAAACGGUGAUCACACCGCCGGAUGGUUCUUUACUUAACUAUCUUCAUACUAUAUUUUCUGAAUUAGCGAAUGUGUUUCAUUUGAAGCUGACUUCUCAGAUACCAAGAUCUUCAGUAAAUGGUGUGUCCUAUGUUGUUGAGAAAUUGGUAUAUCAUGUAGAGGAUUUGUCACAAGGUACAUUACUCGGUGAAAUAAUCAUUGAUCCUUUUGCUAGAAGUGGUCGUUUAAUUCCAGUUGGCGGCAUUCACUUACUCACAGUGGCAACACGCAACAAUUUAUCAGCAAAUGAUAUUCGUAUACUCUCUGGAUCAACGCAGCAUCCAAUUGUUUAUCUGUUAGGUAGCUUAAAUCCUUCGACUGAAACACUUGGUGUUUCGUUCGGUACUAUACUCUCAUUCAUGUCUGUCUUUGGAUCAUGUCUUCAACUUGUUGCUUGUCGUGUUCCACAUCAUGAGUUAUACAGUUUCCCGCACUAUAUUGCACUAGAUAGUCGUUAUCUUAUGUCGGAUCUGUGCCAUAGUAUUGGCUCUAGUGGUGCAAUACCUUCUAUUCGCAAGCAUAUGCCGAAUAAACAAAAGGCUCACUUUCGACCAUCUCCUGUAGGCUUAAGAACGCCACCGAAACGUAUUAUGUCAUUGCUUAUUCUUCAAGAAUUAUAUACAUCUAGAUUUGACUUAGCUGUUUGGUCUAAAAAACACUCAGACACGAAAUGGUCAACUCUGCAAAAAGAAUUAUGGAAAAUGCAUAUGCCAUAUCCUCUUCAGCCAGAUGAUCAGUGGCCAUGCUCUUGUGUCCUUCUCUUUGGGCCAAAUUCACAAGCUGGUUUAUUCUACCAUCAAAUUUGGCGUAGAAUUCUCUUACAAGAUGUUUUGUGUGCAUUACGUGAUGCUAAUUGGUUGUCUGAAGGUCCAGAGUCGGCAAAGGCCUCGGAGGUAUUCAAACGUUUCCGUGAUACAUACUUGACUUAUGGUAGUGCAAUCCCACCAGCUGAAUUAUUUCGUCGUUUUCGUGGAAGAGAUCCUGAUCCUAAGUUGUUGUUAAAUGACAUGGAACGCUCAAUGAGACCUGUAGAAUCGUCUACAGUAGCAGAAUGUGUUGAUGCUCUACCGGUUCAUUGACAGUUUUCUGUAUUCUAGUUUACACAUUGAAUCAUGUACACAGCUUUUUAGUAUAUACCUCCAAUCACACAAAAUCUAUUCUUCUCAUUGGUUUGCAAAUGCUGACAGUUGUACAUUUCAGAAUAAUUUUCUUAGAUUACUGCAAUGUGAUAUUUAAAAUACAUUUUAGGAAAUAUGAGAGAACCCUUCAGUGUGUUAAUAUUUGUUUGUAUGUAUGGAAGUUCUUAUGAAAAAUAAACUCGUAUUAAGCUUAGUUAC
This is a messenger RNA of Heterobilharzia americana, 2856 nucleotides long. Lineage: Eukaryota; Metazoa; Platyhelminthes; Trematoda; Strigeidida; Schistosomatidae. The record is from the annotation of a GenBank genome assembly.